Theobroma cacao (cacao) is the source of this 2592-nucleotide messenger RNA. Lineage: Eukaryota; Viridiplantae; Streptophyta; Magnoliopsida; Malvales; Malvaceae. The record is from RefSeq and is a predicted model, not a curated record.
ACCCACCCUUCCAUCCAGGGCUUAGGAGAGAGACCCUCCCACCCUGAAACCCCCUUCCUUCCCCUACCACUUUCCUUCCUUCCCCCCAAAGAAGCAUCAGACAAAAGCAAAACCAUCUUCCUUUUUGCCUUUUGCAAGGUUGUCUUUUGUCUUAGGACAACCUUAGAAAGGGGCAAAAGCCCAAACCCUCAUUUGAGUUUCUUUAAUAGCUUGUGUUUUCAAGGACAAAGACUUCAUUUCUUUGUCCUCUUUUGGCUUUCAUUUUCAAAUUUUUAACCACAAAACCUACUUCAAAAAGCCCCAUAACUUCUUCUUCUUCUUUGUUUUUUUUGUUUCCUUUCCCUUCUGAUCUAAGGGAGGGAAGAGAAGGGAAAGAAAGGAAAGAACAGGCAGCAGCUAGCCCACCACCACCACCCACUCCAAAAACCCUCCAUUAAACCCCAAAGAAAGUCCAAAAGAAGAACAGAAGUUAGAAGUUAAACCAUUUUUUUUAUUGAUUACAGGAGGACAAACCAAAGCCAAAACUAUAACAUCAUCAAGCCUUUUGUUUUACGUAUAGAUAUUGUUAUUGUAUAACGUGGGAGAAUAGAAAAGAGACAAAGGGAAGAUGAUGCUGAUGAUGGGAGGAAACAACCAAGUGACUACACAAAACGAGGGUGUUGGGACCUCGGGCAUGCACAACAGCUGCGUAGAAGGUGGUUUAACGUUGAAAAAAGGGCCGUGGACUGCGGCGGAGGAUGCUGUGUUGGCGGAGUACGUGAGGACCCACGGUGAAGGGAACUGGAAUGCAGUGCAGAAGAACACAGGGUUGGCACGUUGUGGGAAGAGUUGCAGGCUCAGGUGGGCUAACCAUUUGAGGCCUAACUUGAAGAAAGGAGCUUUCUCUCCUGAAGAAGAAAGGAUCAUCGUCGAGUUGCAUGCUAAGAUGGGGAACAAGUGGGCUCGUAUGGCUACUCAGCUACCAGGGAGAACAGACAAUGAAAUCAAGAACUAUUGGAAUACAAGAGUGAAGAGGAAGCAGCGCCAAGGGCUGCCACUUUACCCUCCUGAAAUCCAACCCCUCUAUCCCCAACACCACCAUUCACAACCAACAACACCCAUCCCUUCCUCUCCAACCCAGCAAUCACCUUCCUCUUUCUCCUUCCAAGCUCCCACCUCUCUCCACCAUGGCUCAAUGCUGUCACCACCACCUCACUCCUUCCAUCUCCCGCGCUCAGCUUCACAACCUCUCCUUCAUAUUUCGCAUCAUGCAGCAGCAGCAGCAGCAGCGCCAACACCCUUUCUCCAUAGUCCAAGUCCAGCCUCAACGCCGCCACCUCUUCCUAGCCCCACCCCUUCAACACCACCAUCUACCUCUCCACUCCCAUCUCCCCCUGCCUUCUCAACUCUCCCUCUCUUUGAUUCUUCCACAUUCAACACUUCCACUUCUAAUAUCACCACUGUCAAUGCUACUUCUUCUGAUCACUUCUUCUUCCCCAGAACCUUACCUUCCCUCCAAACUCCACUUCGCUACAAGCGGUUCAAGCAAAAUAAUGAUAAUGCUGAAAAUAACAAUAACAAUCAUAACAUUACCGUGAAUAGCAGCAACGGUACCACAAAUUCGAGCUUCAUGUUCCCACUUUCUCCUUUAUUGAAAAGUAUUGAUGUUUUCAAUCCUCAUACUACUGUUGCUGCUACUGCUACUACUAGUUCAUGGACCCCUCAACACUACCCUUCAUAUUCCUUGGAUCCAAUCACGCUCGAUCUUGCUUCAUCCUCAAGGAUCCUCCGUCCCCAUUUCGAUUCAGGACAAUUCAUUUCGACUCCUGGAGUUGCUUAUCCGUUGAAAACGGAGCUCCCUUCAAACCAAUUGUUGUCCCAAGAUGGAAAUUCUGAGGUUACUCUCCAUACCAAUAAAGUGAAUAACUAUAGUAAAUAUAGCAGCAAUGAUCACAGUAGCAACCACCCCAACUUGAGCAUGCCUGUUAGCGGAAACGGGUUGUUAGAGGAUAUGUUGGAAGAAGCACAGGUUCUGACAGGCAGCAAUGAUAUGUUGACGAGGCAGGGUGGUUUGGUUGACUUCAGCUCAAGCUCUGAGGGUUUAGCUUCAGUAUUGAAACCAAGAGAGGAAACACAAGAGCAGAUCAACACCAUGCAUGAAGACUACUCCAAGCUGCUCAAUGUUGUUCCUUCUUCCAUGCCAAUCCCCGAGUGGUAUAGCGACAGCGGGGAAGGUUCCAACGGGCAAUCGUCAGUCAUAACAGAUGAUAAUCUAGGCCUCGAGAUGCAUCAAAUAGCUUCAUUAUUGCCUGUUGAUCACAUUGCACAUAAGCAUGGCAGGAAACCUAGCUCCCGCUCUUGGGACAACUUGCCUGGAAUUUGCUGAGUCAAAUUGAGAGAAACAAAAUGGGUCUAAACUCGUUAGGGUUUUGCUUGUUUGGUCUUUCUUUGUCUGGUUUGAGUAUGUUUGUUGUAAUAAUGAGAACAAUAUAACAAUCAAAAUGAACUUUUUCUGAAUUCAGCAUGUGAUGAUCUUAUGCUAUUCUUGUAUUAUCAUUCAUUGUUAAUCAACACUUGUCUUGAUUCCUUUCAUUCAGCCAAGCUUUCUUCCAA